Suillus paluster is the source of this 891-nucleotide messenger RNA. RefSeq lists its product as uncharacterized. The coding region runs from base 1 to 891 and encodes 296 amino acids. Lineage: Eukaryota; Fungi; Basidiomycota; Agaricomycetes; Boletales; Suillaceae. The record is from RefSeq and is a predicted model, not a curated record. The transcript has 4 exons.
AUGAAAGCUAGAGAGUAUUGCUGUUGUGCAAUCCCCUUGGUCAAUGCUGGCAUAUACACCACGCUGGUCGAACAGUUCUCUCUUGGAAUUGUCAUAGGCACCCUUUCCGUUGCAACGCCUUCCAUUGUUGGAGCAGCAACUCCUUCAUUCGCCUCGUGGCUUCUUGCGAUAGUAUGUUACGUUGGCGCUGCAAUUCAGGUUCUUGGAUUCAUAGGUGUAGCUCAGGAUAAACCUACACUUUUCCGCCGCUAUGUCACUAUGCACCUCGGCAUCACCAUUGGUGCCUUCGCAAUUGCCGCGGCGUGGACCAUCGUCUCAGCCACUCGUCACUCGACUGCUCUGUCAAACUGCGAGAAGACUUUCUAUCCUACAACCUCCGAUAGUAGCAUUGCUUCUGAGGGUCAGACUCUUUGCGACAUCAUCACAUGGCUUGAUAUCGGACUGAUGGCCGGGGCUUGGGUGUUCUUCGCUCUUGUGCAGGGAUAUCUAUUCAGCGUUGUUUCGUCUUACGGGUCCACCCAAAGGCACGAUCACGAGAAGUACGACGCUCUCAAUGAUACCACGCAGCCGCUGACAGAUAACAUUCCGAUGGCUGAUCGUGGUGAUCCUUGGGACUACAGAGCAUCUGCCGAGUACGACGACGGCCGCGGUCACAUGCGAAAGGAAAGUACGGCAUCAAAUCAGAAGGAAAGCUACGCCUAUGGUUCAUCUUAUCCUGCGCCAACCUAUCCCCCUCAACCUCAGUCACAAUUUGAGCGGCAGCAGUCGACGCGAACUACCGUAUCGCACCCUUCGAGCACCACUCAGAGCCUGCCCACUUCACGUGCCCACGGCUCAGGUGGUUCUAUCGGGCAACCUGCACCCACUCAGGCUCGCCCCGGUGGGUAUUGA